GACUUCCCUCACUGGGCAGUGGAUAAAUCCACCUCGCUGCCUGGAGAGCACGGGCUUCUGGGCCAGAUGGACCGCGCAGAGACCAAGGAUAUCCGAUGGGCCUUCGACUAUUGGCAAUCGAAGAGCAAGGCGGAAUUCCAAGAGUAUGCGGGGCUCUACUAUGGUUACCUGCUGGCCAUCAUCGCCGAUAUUUUGAAGGCUGGGCUGCUGCGCUGGGUGGGUUCCAGAGUGGAACAACGGGUUCGCUUGGGCUUGAGUGAUCUCUUCGCAGAAGGGCGAACCACCACAAGUCGCACUGCGAUGCCGGGGCUCCGUGAGAACACACCGAGUCCAGCAACGUCCGCCAUGGCGGACGCCCCGCGCUUGCCGGCCGAGCUCCAGCCGCUGUGGGCGAUCGUCUCGCAGGAAUGCAGUGCCAGCUGCUUGGCGAUGCUGGAGCCGCAUCUCAGCAUGUUUGUCCAAGUGGCAGAUCUGGCCAAUCAGCAGGGACUGCCAAGGCUGAGAGCUUUCUUGAAGUGCAUAGGCGGUGCGACUGUUGCUUCUCCUUCCUUGCGGUCUGCCACUGCCUUGCCAGGUGGUGUGACUGUUGCUUCUCCUUCCUUGCCGUCUGCUGCACUCUUGGCCGCCUUGGCCUGUCUUUGCUGGUGUGCUUUGGCUGCACAAAACUAA
Durusdinium trenchii is the source of this 669-nucleotide messenger RNA. The record is from the annotation of a GenBank genome assembly. Lineage: Eukaryota; Dinophyceae; Suessiales; Symbiodiniaceae.